Messenger RNA from Trichoderma harzianum CBS 226.95, 615 nucleotides. RefSeq lists its product as hypothetical. The record is from RefSeq and is a predicted model, not a curated record. Lineage: Eukaryota; Fungi; Ascomycota; Sordariomycetes; Hypocreales; Hypocreaceae. The coding region runs from base 1 to 615 and encodes 204 amino acids. The transcript has a single exon.
AUGCACUUCUCCGCCGUCUCCUCGCUCGUCUUGGGCCUCGCCACUCUCGCCGCGGCCCAGCUGCCCGCUGCUGCCAUCGUCAAGCAGAUUGCUCCCAACGCCGAGAACUGCGCUGAUACCACCGAAUGCCGCACUGCUGAGCAGGCUGCUCCCUUCAUUGCCCAGGCCAUGUACGACUACAAGGUCUAUACCACACCCGAGAUGGCUGCCAUUAUCGCCCUGAUGGCCUUUGAGUCCGUCGACUUCAAGUUCAAGCACAACGUCUCUCCUGGCCGCCCUGGCCAGGGCACCGCCAACAUGCAGAUGGCCAACUUCAACUUGAAGUAUGCCCAGAGCAUCGACAGCCUCAAGAGCCAGGUCUCGCAGUUUACCACCACCGAUGGCUUGAGUGACGAUGAUCUGAACCACAUCCUGUCUCUCGUUCAGCCCGACGAGUUCAACUUUGGCAGCGGCCCUUGGUUCUACUCUACCCAGUGCGACCCAUCCGUCAAGCAGGCCUUGUGGCAGAAUGUCGAUACUGGAUUCCAACAGUACAUGGCGUGUGUUGGUGUGACUGUCACGGAUGAUCGCCUGGCAUACUUUACCAGAGCAAAGGCGGCAUUUGGCCUGAACUGA